Molecule: messenger RNA, 1676 nt
Organism: Pomacea canaliculata
Lineage: Eukaryota; Metazoa; Mollusca; Gastropoda; Architaenioglossa; Ampullariidae
Product: G patch domain-containing protein 11-like
Exons: 6
Coding region: 65-871 (268 amino acids)
Cellular component (GO): kinetochore
Molecular function (GO): nucleic acid binding
Source: RefSeq, a predicted model, not a curated record
GAAUUUUCGAGGUGCCGAACGAUUUUAGAGUAGUAUCCCCUGUCUUGUCCUAGAGUCGUUAGGAAUGGCAGGCGAGUGUGAAGAGGAUGAUUACAUGUCGGAUGCCAUUCUACAGCAAUGUGAAGACAAAAGGCCAGGGUUAGUCUUCUCAUCAAAAAUAGCCAAACAGUUUGAACAAGAAAAGAAACAAAAAGUUUCCAACGAAAAAAGCAAAGUGAAAUCCAAGAAACAAGUGGAAGAAGAGAAGCGAACAGAAGGACUGAGUACUGCUAUAUCAAAUGAAAACAAAGGGUUUGCUCUCCUCCAAAAAAUGGGAUACAAGCCUGGAAUGGUGAUAGGGAAACAUGGUACAGGAAGAGCAGAGCCAGUACCUAUUGAAAUAAAAUCCAAUCGAUGUGGGCUUGGGACAGAGGCAGAGGCCAAACGCAGACGAGAGGAGAUGCAAGCCAUGCGUGCCAAAAUGGCAACUAAACGUCAACGACUGGAGGCCAAUCAAAAACACACAUUUCUUCAACGCUUGAAUGAGAAAUUUACCAGUAAAAAUGUUGAAAAAGACUUGAAAACAAGUCAGGCAGCUUGCUAUCAGCUUGACAUUGAAUGUGGUUAUGAUAAACCUGUCGAAAGUUUCCACUGGCCAAGCCACUGUCUCUUAGAAAAGAAACAAGGCGUAAAUGAUGAAGACACCGAGGAAGAAGUUGUUGAAGAGGAAGAUGAGGAUCAAUGUCUACUUUCAGAAGAAGAGAAACUGGAAACUCUCACAAAGUACCUUAGAACAACUUACUUUUACUGCAAUUGGUGUGGUACAAAGUAUAAAGAUUUGGAAGAUUUAAACACAAACUGCCCAGGCGACACUGCUGAUGUGCACGAGUAAAAGAUAAUCUGAAAUGUGAUAUUUUGGGAAUGGGAAGUGAGAAAAUUUAUUUCAACCACUGUUAUUGUGUUGAUUUCAGACUUGUUGAUAUUUUAAUUGUAGUGGUGUGAAUGAUAAUAUAUCUGUAUGUUUGUAGUGUAAAUAUUUGCAUAUGAACUUAUGUAUUAGCUAUAAAUAACUCUUCCGAUUGAUGCUUGUAUGAGUGCAUGCUUGGAAACAGGAACAGUACUGAUGAAAUGUUUACUCAGCAAGAAAGAAUAGUGUCAUCUAUUUCAAACUGUUGUUUCAGCCGUCAUUUAUUUUAAUUGCACUAUCGAUGAUGAACUGAUAAUUUUGUUAUAAGCAUUUAAACACUUUUUCACAUUAAUCAUUUAGCUAGAGCAUAGUAUCAUGCAUAGCUCUCAUCUACUUACCUACUUGCAUUUCUUUCAGUUAUCUUGCUCAUUCUCUAGGAUCUGCUUAAUGUCAGACUUAUUAACUCUUAAAUGUUUGCUUUGUAUCAUAUGCUAUAUUUUUUGUUCCCUAUAUUGUUGGCUUUUAAAAUUUUUUUUUUGCAUUGUAUUAAGCAGUCUUAAUAAAAUGGGUAACCUUUCCCAGUCUAAAGUUUGUUCAGGAAGAUCAGUGCUGAUCCCUGUUUCAUUUUUAACUAAAGAAAAGACACUAACCCCUAAUUUGAACACAAUACUAGGUUAGGAAUUUUAAAAAACUUUCCACAUAUUGACAAUUAACUAUGGGAAUCUAUCAUCUAGUCAAUCUUUGAAAUGUUUGGCUGAGUUCUUGUAUUAAUAAAGAUGAGAAAAGGUGC